Molecule: messenger RNA, 3687 nt
Organism: Lodderomyces orthopsilosis Co 90-125
Lineage: Eukaryota; Fungi; Ascomycota; Pichiomycetes; Serinales; Debaryomycetaceae
Product: DNA-directed RNA polymerase II subunit RPB2
Exons: 1
Coding region: 1-3687 (1228 amino acids)
Biological process (GO): DNA-templated transcription
Cellular component (GO): RNA polymerase II, core complex
Molecular function (GO): ribonucleoside binding; DNA binding; DNA-directed RNA polymerase activity
Source: RefSeq, a predicted model, not a curated record
AUGUCAGAAGAGCAAUAUGAUCCUUACAUGUAUGAUGAUUCUCAGAGCAUCACUCCGGAGGAUUGUUGGACCGUGAUCACAUCCUUCUUUCAGGAAAAGGGUUUGGUGUCACAACAGUUGGACUCAUUUGAUGAAUUUAUUGAAUCAACAAUUCAAGAAUUAAUCUGGGAGGAUUCGCAUUUAAUCUUAGACCAACCAGCUCAGCAUACAUCGGAUAAGGAUAAUAAGAACAAGAGGUAUGAGAUUACGUUUGGUAAGAUGUAUAUCUCCAAACCGAGUCAAACUGAAGGUGAUGGUACUACCCAUCUCAUGUUUCCACAAGAAGCUAGACUUCGUAACCUUACUUACUCGGCUCCAUUAUAUGUUGAUAUGUCAAAGAAGGUUUUUGAAUCUGAUGACAAUAAUAGAAAAGAUAACGAACUUGAGUGGAAAGAGCAGAUAGUUCAGGGAGAAGAUAGCGAUAGUAAAGUGUACAUGGGAAAAGUACCCAUCAUGGUGAGAUCAAAGUUCUGUAUGUUAAGGGACUUGGGUGAGCACGAAAUGUACGAAUUGAAGGAAUGCCCGUAUGAUAUGGGGGGUUACUUUGUUAUCAAUGGUUCAGAGAAGGUCUUGAUCGCUCAAGAGAGAAGUGCAGCAAACAUUGUGCAAGUGUUUAAAAAAGCGGCGCCAUCUCCAAUUUCCCACGUCGCAGAAAUCAGAUCAGCUAUCGAAAAGGGGUCAAGAUUGAUCUCGUCUAUGCAAAUUAAACUAUACGGACGUGAUGAAAAGAGUCUGUCAGCAAGAACAAUCAGAGCAACAUUGCCAUACAUUAAAGAAGAUAUACCUAUUGUGAUUGUGUUUAGAGCACUUGGUGUUGUUCCCGAUGGUGAUAUUUUGGAACACAUAUGUUAUGAUGCCAAUGAUUGGCAAAUGUUAGAAAUGUUGAAACCUUGCGUUGAAGAAGGUUUCGUGAUUCAGGAACGUGAAGUGGCCCUUGAUUUCAUUGGUAGAAGAGGUGUUUUGGGUAUAAGGAGAGAGAAACGUAUACAAUAUGCCAAAGAUAUCUUACAGAAGGAGUUGUUGCCCAACAUAACCCAAGAAGAAGGAUUUGAAACGAGAAAGGCAUUUUUCCUUGGUUAUAUGGUCAACAGGUUGUUGCUUUGUGCAUUGGAGAGAAAAGAACCAGACGACAGAGAUCAUUUUGGUAAAAAGAGGCUAGAUUUAGCAGGACCUUUAUUAGCCAAUUUAUUCCGUAUCUUGUUCAAAAAGUUGACGAAAGAUAUCUACAACUAUAUGCAAAGAUGUGUUGAAAAUGACAAGGAGUUUAACUUAACCUUGGCCGUCAAGUCGCAGACCAUAACCGAUGGGUUGCGAUAUUCAUUAGCUACUGGUAACUGGGGUGAGCAGAAAAAGGCUAUGAGUUCAAGAGCUGGUGUUUCACAAGUGUUGAACCGUUACACCUACUCAUCCACCUUGUCACAUUUAAGAAGAACAAAUACACCUAUUGGAAGAGAUGGUAAAAUUGCCAAGCCAAGACAAUUGCACAAUACUCAUUGGGGAUUGGUGUGUCCCGCAGAAACUCCUGAAGGUCAAGCGUGUGGUUUAGUAAAAAACUUGUCUUUGAUGUCGUGUAUUUCUGUUGGUACCCCAUCAGAACCAAUUCUGUCAUUCUUGAGAGAUUGGGGGUUGGAACCAUUAGAAGAUUAUGUCCCGUCAAAUUCACCUGAUGCAACUAGAGUGUUUGUAAAUGGUGUUUGGGUGGGUGUGCAUAGAGAGCCAGCAUCAUUGGUUGAUUACAUGCGUGACCUCAGAAGAAAUGGAGAUAUUUCACCCGAGGUAUCCAUUAUUAGAGAUAUUAGAGAAAAAGAACUUAAAAUUUUCACCGACGCUGGUAGAGUUUACCGUCCGUUAUUUAUCGUUGAUGAUAAUCCAGAUUCUGAGACUAAAGGUGAUUUGAAAUUACGAAAGGAACAUGUCAAUCAAUUGUUGGAAUCUUCAUACGAUGGUUUAGAUGACGAGCCUACAUACACUUGGUCAUCAUUAGUGAGGGAAGGUAUUGUUGAAUAUGUUGAUGCCGAAGAAGAGGAAACUAUUAUGAUUGCCAUGACACCGGACGAUCUAGAAGCGUCGAAGAGUAACCUUACCGAGACUCAGCAACAAGAUUUACAAAUGGAGGAGCAAGAACUAGACCCGGCAAAGAGAAUUAAACCAACAGGUAGUAGUAAUACGCACACAUUCACACAUUGUGAAAUCCAUCCUUCAAUGAUUUUAGGGGUUGCCGCGUCUAUCAUCCCAUUCCCCGACCACAAUCAAUCUCCACGUAAUACAUAUCAAUCUGCGAUGGGUAAACAAGCCAUGGGUGUGUUCUUGACUAACUAUGCUGUUAGAAUGGAUACUAUGGCAAACAUUUUGUACUACCCUCAAAAACCACUAGCCACCACCAGAGCCAUGGAACAUUUGAAGUUCCGUGAGUUACCAGCUGGUCAAAAUGCCAUUGUUGCCAUUGCCUGUUAUUCAGGUUACAAUCAAGAAGAUUCUAUGAUUAUGAAUCAAUCAUCCAUUGAUAGAGGGUUAUUCCGGUCAUUGUUUUUUAGAUCAUAUAUGGACUUGGAAAAACGUCAAGGAAUGAAGGCGUUAGAGACUUUUGAAAAACCUUCAAGGUCCGAUACUUUGCGAUUGAAGCAUGGCACUUAUGAGAAAUUGGAUGAUGAUGGUUUGAUUGCCCCUGGUGUCAGAGUCAGUGGAGAAGAUAUCAUCAUAGGUAAAACAACGCCAAUCCCACCAGAUACCGAAGAAUUGGGUCAAAGAACACAAUAUCACACCAAAAGAGACGCUUCUACACCAUUGAGAAGUACCGAGUCAGGUAUCGUUGAUCAAGUUUUGUUGACUACCAAUGGUGAUGGUGCUAAAUUUGUUAAGGUAAGAAUGAGAACAACAAAAGUGCCCCAGAUUGGUGACAAAUUUGCAUCUAGACAUGGUCAAAAAGGUACCAUUGGUGUUACUUAUAGACAUGAAGAUAUGCCUUUCACAGCGGAAGGUAUUGUUCCUGAUUUAAUCAUCAAUCCACAUGCGAUACCAUCACGUAUGACGGUUGCGCAUUUAAUUGAAUGUUUGUUGUCGAAGGUGUCAUCACUAUCUGGUCUUGAAGGUGAUGCAUCUCCAUUCACAGAUGUUACUGCAGAGGCCAUCUCCAAAUUGUUGCGAGAGCAUGGCUAUCAAUCGAGGGGUUUUGAAGUCAUGUACAAUGGUCACACCGGUAAGAAACUUAUGGCGCAAGUCUUUUUCGGACCUACUUACUACCAAAGAUUGAGACAUAUGGUUGACGACAAGAUCCAUGCAAGAGCAAGAGGUCCUGUUCAAGUCUUGACUAGACAGCCAGUUGAAGGUAGAUCUAGAGAUGGUGGUUUGCGUUUUGGAGAAAUGGAGAGAGAUUGUAUGAUCGCUCAUGGUGCCGCAGGUUUCCUUAAAGAGAGGUUGAUGGAAGCAUCAGAUGCAUUCAGAGUGCAUGUAUGUGGUAGUUGUGGAUUAAUGACAGUUAUUGCCAAUUUGAAAAAGAAUCAAUUUGAGUGUCGUUCUUGUAAAAACAAGACAAACAUUUACCAAAUUCAUAUACCCUAUGCUGCUAAGUUGUUGUUUCAAGAGCUUAUGGCAAUGAAUAUAACCCCAAGGUUGUAUACUGAAAGUUCAGGAGCCAGCAUUCGUGUAUAG